Symphalangus syndactylus (siamang) is the source of this 1734-nucleotide messenger RNA. RefSeq names its product protein FAM131C-like. The record is from RefSeq and is a predicted model, not a curated record. NCBI's taxonomy places the organism in Eukaryota, Metazoa, Chordata, Mammalia, Primates, Hylobatidae.
AUGGAUGGCUCUGACUCUCCCUGUCCACCCAUGAGCACCCCCGACCCAGGCUACAGAGGCAGGAAAACCCCAGGCCCAGAAGGAGAUCCCGCCAGGGCCAAACUGAGCUGGCCCUCCUCUCACAGAGCCUCCAGCUCCCCUGCACCUGGACAGCACCAGAACUGGCUGCCCUGUCAACAUCCCGAUCCCCACUGUCGGGUCUGGGGCAGCUGCUGGCUACUGUCCCACAGCCGGCACUUCACGUCCACAUCCACCCUCACCCCCCAGCCCUUGGAGGUCCGGCGCCCAGGACCUGCACAGCCCCCUGCCUCAGAGCAGCUGAGGACAGGGGACGGGGGACGGGGCACGCUGAAAGAGAUAGGGCAGGACAAACAGGUGGAUUUCUGUUGGGAUCCUUGGCAGAGGUGCUUCCAGACAACCAACGGCUACCUGUCCAACUCCAGGUCCCGCCCUGGCAACUACAACGUGGCAGCCCUGGCCACCUCGUCCCUUGUGGGGGUGGUGCAGAGCAUCAAGGACCACAUCACAAAGCCCACGGCCAUGGCCCGAGGCCGCGUGGCCCACCUCAUCGAGUGGAAGGGCUGGAGUGCCCAGCGGGCAGGCUGGGAGCUGUCCCCAGCUGAGGACGAGCAUUACUGCUGCCUCCCGGAUGAGCUGCGUGAGGCCCGCUUUGCUGCAGGGGUCGCCGAGCAGUUUGCCAUCACAGAGGCCACACUGAGCGCUUGGUCCUCGCUGGAUGACGAGGAGCUGCACCCCGAGAACAGCCCCCAGGGCAUCGUCCAGCUCCAAGAUCUGGAGAGCAUCUACCUUCAGGACAGCCUUCCCAGCGGCCCCUCGCAGGAUGACAGCCUUCGGGCCUUCUCCUCGCCUGGCCCCUCCCCUGACAGCUGUCCCUCACCUGAGGAGCCCCCCAGCACCACUGGCAUCCCGCAGCCCCCCAGCCCAGAGCUGCAGCAUCCGUGGCAGCUGCCCGGGGCCCAAGGACCCGAGGGUGGGACCCACCUGCCGGGCUCCCUCCCCUCCAUGGACAGUGGCUCCCUCUGAGAGGAGGACGAGGUGUUCUAUAACUGAGUCGGGGGCUGUGCUGGUCCGGCACCUGCUCACACCAUGACCUCGCCUGAUGGGCAGCCCAGGCAUAUCUGGACCCCGGGGUCCAGGGCAGAGCAUCUCUUGACACCUCGGGUAGGCACAGGGUAGGUGUGGCAGGGAUGGGGCCAGCGCUCAUGGUGGCCUCUCUGUGCCUCGGUGGACCUGCCCCAGCAGUGGGAGCCAUAACCCCCUCCCCCUUCAUUACUUCACUCAGGUGGGCACCUUCCCCUGCAGGGUGUCUGCCCUCAGGGAACUCAAGGACUCUCAGAGACACCAGGGCAGCCUGGCCCAGAGGAGCAACAGCCAGGUCCCCAGGAGGACAGCCACGGACAGAACUGAGACUCACUUAGAGCGGGGUCUGGGAACCCUGCCUGUACCUGGGGUUCAGUCCCUCCCCACUCUCUCUGUGUGUCUGCCCCCCAGCAAAGGUGGGGUGACCACUUCUGGUAGCUAAGCACUUGCUCCGUGGCUCUCCUCACCAGGAUAUCUGUCUCUCUGGAGUGUCUGUCUGUCCCUCCCUCUCUGAACCUGCUUCCUCCGUGGCCCCUGCUCCUCACCCCUGGGCGCCCACUCCCCCUCCUUGCAGCUCCCUCCCAUCUCACUCAAGGUUCUGUGAGGACAUUAAAGUGGUGGAUUCACCCUGGA